Molecule: messenger RNA, 708 nt
Organism: Rotaria sordida
Lineage: Eukaryota; Metazoa; Rotifera; Eurotatoria; Philodinida; Philodinidae
Source: the annotation of a GenBank genome assembly
AUGGAAGCUAAUAAUAUUCGUUCUCGAUCGAAUACACCCUGUUGUUCGAAAAGAAAUCAAGAAUAUCAAACAACAUAUAGACGAGAAUUUGUCUUAAAAAGAUCAUCAUCAAUUGAUGAAGGUGUACCAUUUAGUCAACAAUUUUUAAUUGGUUGUCCAUUUCAAUUGAAUGGUCCUAUAGGUGAAUCAUUAUAUAGAAUUGAUUUUACUAAUCAAAAAAAUGUUCAACAAGAACCUUUCAUUCGUCCGAAUACACAUAGAGCCAAUCGACCUCAUCCACAUAAGCAAUUUCCUUAUUGGCCUCGUCGAUCUGAAAGUAUCUCUGAUCUACCAUCUGAAGAAAUAAAUCAAGCAAUAAGAAAUCAAUUAGAUUCGACAUAUCAAGUAGACUACCCAGGAGCAUCUCAAGGAUUUUGUCUACCAAUGGCUUAUAAUCGAUCGCAUCCUUUUUGGCGUGAACGAGCUCGAUAUACUCUUGAUAGUGAAUACCGAAAUGCUUAUCAAAAUCAUCCUAAAUCAGUAUUGCAUACCGGUGGACGUUAUUCAUUUAGUUGUCGAGUGCCAGCUGAUGCAAUUGUUCCUCAAACUGUACCAGUAUGGAAGAAGAGAUCUUUAAGAUCAAUAUAUGAACAUGAGAUUAGUCAGAAGACUCCAUCAGAACUCUAUAUGAAAGGAUUCGUAGAUUCUCUUAGUGGACCUAUGGGCUAA